Messenger RNA from Colletes gigas, 788 nucleotides. RefSeq names its product rRNA N6-adenosine-methyltransferase METTL5 (gene Mettl5). The coding region runs from base 153 to 788 and encodes 211 amino acids. Lineage: Eukaryota; Metazoa; Arthropoda; Insecta; Hymenoptera; Colletidae. Gene Ontology annotation, molecular function: rRNA (adenine-N6-)-methyltransferase activity; nucleic acid binding. The record is from RefSeq and is a predicted model, not a curated record. The transcript is spliced from 2 exons. Gene Ontology annotation, biological process: rRNA methylation.
CAUAUAUUGAAAUUGUAAAUAAUAAAUGGUGUCAAAGACUGUACAUAUAAAUAAGUGUGACUAAAGCAACUUUAAGAGUUAAAUAGUUUUUGGAGUAUAUCUCCUAUAAAACUAAAGGACGAUACAGAGUGCAAAUAACAAAAUAUAAAAAUAUGGCUAGCAUGCAGCUUCGUGAAUUAGAAGAAUAUCUACAACAAUUGGAUGGAUUUGAUAAGCCAAAAAUAUUACUUGAACAGUACUGUACUAGUGCACAUAUUGCGUCGCAUAUGUUGUAUAGUGCCCAAUCCCAAUUUGAUGACAUAGAACGACGUACAGUAGCCGAUUUAGGUUGUGGGUGUGGUAUCUUGUCACUCGGAGCACAAAUGCUUGGAGCAAAUCAUGUAAUUGGCUUUGAAAUAGACUCUGAUGCACUACAAAUUCAUAGUAAAAAUUGUAGUGAUAUUGAACUAUUUGUGGAGGCUGUACAAUGUGAUGUACUUCAGUAUCUACCAGGGCGAUUUGAAAAAUACUUUGAUACAGUGAUAAUGAAUCCACCUUUUGGAACAAAGCACAACGCAGGUACAGAUACAAAAUUUUUAAAGAUAGCAACUAAACUUGCAUCAAAUACUGUGUAUUCUUUACACAAAACAAGUACGCGUAAUUACAUUCUCCAAAAAGCUGCACAAUUCGGAGCCAAAGGAAAAGUUAUCGCAGAAUUGAGAUAUGAUCUACCAAAAGCAUACAAAUUUCAUAAAAGAGCCUCUGUAGACGUUCGCGUGGAUUUUAUACGAUUUGAAUUAAAUCAUUGA